Symbiodinium necroappetens is the source of this 1113-nucleotide messenger RNA. The record is from the annotation of a GenBank genome assembly. Lineage: Eukaryota; Dinophyceae; Suessiales; Symbiodiniaceae.
AUGCUGGAGCAGGGGGUCAGGGCCCUCAAGAUCCGCACAGCCUUGUCCGAGAAGGACCUUCUCUUCGCAAAGGUGGAGCAGGCCGAGCGCACAAUUGCGUGGAUGACCAUUGAGGAUCGCAGGCUCACCAUCGAGAAGGCGUUUGACAAGGCCGGGGUGGGCGGCAUGGACGAACUGGCAAGAAUCUCCAUCCUCGCAGUCCCCUCGCUCACGGAAGAUGGAGAUGGCGAUGCUCAGUCCUCACAGCCCUCACAGGUGCGAGACAUAUUUUGCGCAGAUUUGAGCGAGCUCCUGGCGUUGCUGAUUGUCGGGGACUCCAACGCCCUGUUACUGGACGAACUGGCCUCCAACACGGUCAGCGUGGGUCCACACACUCAUUUUGGUGCCGAAAUGGCUGACGAACAGCUCGCCUCACAGGCUGACGACCAAGAAAAGCUCUCCAACCACGCUCACCUUUUCGAGCUGAGCGCCACCCAUGACCUCUGCUUCCCACAGUCCUGGAUGCAGAAAAAGACCCAGAAUCGGGUGACCUUGAAAGUUCGCGCUGCCAAUCACAAGCGACAGCCGAAGGCCAGGCGGCCUAUCAGGCGACCAGAGGCGGAGCAAAAGAGCGACUUCAACGACGCAUUCAAGUUCCCCCUCCCGCAGGCCACCCCAGAGUCCAGUGGCCAGUCCAACCCCGCGGGCACAGAGACCAAACUUGAUCCCACGCAGCCCAACCCCCAGCAAGACAUUGACUCCCUACAGGACAGAUUCCAAGACGCAGUGCUGAAAGCCAUGGAGCACAGCACACCCACACAGGGGCAGAGGCCCAAGCACUUCUGGAUUUUCAACCAAACCUGGCAGCUGAUCGAGCAGUGCUCAGAGGCCCGGAAGAAGCAGGUUGAGGCCCGGACCCAGGAUCAAUGCUUCUACCGAUGUUUGGGACAGGUUCCUGGCGAUAGGAUACAAGGCCCAGAGAAUGUGGGACAUGACCAGAACAUCCUGGAACUUGACUCAGCUGUGGUGGAGUCUGGGCAAGUCCUUUUCAGGGCCCACAGCCUGAUGUUGCUACUUCGGCUCUGCUCCUGUCGUCAUGUGCUGCCAGUGCUCGCAGGGAGCACGAUUUCCUAG